Molecule: messenger RNA, 1251 nt
Organism: Phragmites australis (common reed)
Lineage: Eukaryota; Viridiplantae; Streptophyta; Magnoliopsida; Poales; Poaceae
Product: auxin-responsive protein IAA4-like
Exons: 4
Coding region: 379-945 (188 amino acids)
Biological process (GO): regulation of DNA-templated transcription
Cellular component (GO): nucleus
Molecular function (GO): protein binding
Source: RefSeq, a predicted model, not a curated record
GGAAAAGCAUCCUACAUGUGUCUUUCUCAGGCUUUGAUCAGCUAACCAGUUGUGUACACCUAUCACAUACAAAAAGAAGCCUUUAGUUUAAAAACGCGUUUAACAAAAAGAUAAUGUUCCAGCACCUACUUCAGUCAUACUCUCUCUCUCUCUCUCUCUCCGCACAUUUUUUUAGCUGAACCUGAACCUUUUGGCUUUCCCAGCUCUCAUCACCAGCUAUAUAUACAUAGAUCUCUUGCACUCCUCCCUUCUCCCUUCCGCUCCUUGAUUUGACGAGUAGUUGUUAGUUUCACUCCAUCCUUCUCCAUUUCUACACAUCCAUCAUAGCUACCAGCCGCUGUGUAACAGUGUAAUAGUGUAUGCACUAGCAAGCGCGGCAUGGCGGGCAGCAAGGGCAGCGACCGGUCUCCGUCGUCGUCCAUGGACAGCAGCACCCACCCGGUGCUCUCCACGACAUCGUCGGGCUGCCGCCCGGCAACGCGGGACCUCAGCACUGAUCUUCAGCUUGGGCUUAGCCUGUCGUCGCCGUCCUCGCUCCUGGCCGCUGAGAGCAAGAGCAUCCCUUCUACGCCAAGGAACCAAGUACUCUCUGAUUGGCCCCCGAUCAAGCCGUUCCUCAGGAGCGCCCUGACGGCGUCAGCACGCAGGCGGCUUACAUUGUUCGUGAAGGUAUAUAUGGAAGGCGUUCCAAUCGGCCGUAAGCUAGACUUGCUUUUGCUGGAUGGGUACGACAGCCUCCUCAUCAAACUCUGCCACAUGUUUAAGGCCUCCAUCACCUAUGCUGAUGUUAUGGAGUACCAUCAACGAGUUCCUCGCCAGAAGGCUGCUCAUGUUCUCACCUAUGAAGACCAGGACGGAGACUGGAUGAUGGCUGGGGACGUACCGUGGGAGCUCUUCCUGACAAGUGUUAAGAAACUGAGGAUUGCAAGAAGUGACAAAUGUUAAUUAGCAAGCUUAAUCAUGCAGUGGACUUUAUUUUCUUUCUUCUUUUUAAUAUAGGUUAUUGAGAAAGAUUUUGCUAAUAGAGUGGACAAGCUAAGCUGAAGCUAUGCCUAUACUAACUGUGUACAGUAUAGUGAAGAAAAUGUAAUCUCCCCGCCUCCCUAGCAUUAAAAAUCAUGUAUUUUAUAUUUUUUUUCCUGUUUCUUUGACUGGCUUGUAAAUACCAUGGUUAUAUGUUAGAGUAGAGAAUCUGUAAGAGAAAAAAUCAUAAAUAUAAGAAUAUUCUCUUGCAAUUGCAAGUACAGAGUA